AUGGAGAAAAGUAAUGGCGCAAAAGGCGUCGACAAUAUUACAGAAUUCAACACUUAUGAAGAAUUUCUAGAUUCACAAAUUACAUCCCUAGAUCUGUAUUAUCUGGAGGAUGAAGAUAUAGCGAGAGAACUAGUUGAACUCGGGUACAGAGGAAACGGAGAAGUACUAAAAUUAGAUGAUUUCGUUGCUAGAAAACAGGCUUUCGAAGCUAACAGGCUUGCUAAAAAAAACCAACAACAAAAUUUAAGUGCCCAAUGUAAAAUCCCAGAAGAAUUGAAACUAAUGAGUGAAUUAGCGAAACGAGAAGAUGGAAACAGGCAAGGCAUUAUGGCUACGAUAAUUUUCAUUAGGGACUAUAACACGAAAAAACAGGAAGUAUCAGGCUAUAUAGACUACGCUUACAGAUUAAAAGUUGAAGACUUUACUCAAUAUUUCAACGGCAAAAAAAAACUAAUGCCUAAGCUAUCAGACCUCAGUUUCUUCAACUGGGAGACGCAGAUGUCGACGUCAAAUUCGUCCAGCAACUAUCAGAUAAUUACAAAUAAUCCGACGGGGCUGCUGUUCAAAAACAGGCGAGACAGGAAAAUAAUGAACGUAGACCCCAGGGCAUUCAGUCCAGGAGAAAAUUCAGUAAGGAUAGAUGUUCUUGAUACAAAUUACAUACACGUCGUUCUCUUUGACCACAUAACUAGGAGGAAGUUCUGA
This is a messenger RNA of Helobdella robusta, 705 nucleotides long. RefSeq lists its product as hypothetical. The record is from RefSeq and is a predicted model, not a curated record. The coding region runs from base 1 to 705 and encodes 234 amino acids. Lineage: Eukaryota; Metazoa; Annelida; Clitellata; Rhynchobdellida; Glossiphoniidae. The transcript is spliced from 7 exons.